Colletotrichum higginsianum IMI 349063 is the source of this 393-nucleotide messenger RNA. Its product is annotated as Cupin domain-containing protein. The coding region runs from base 1 to 393 and encodes 130 amino acids. The record is from RefSeq and is a predicted model, not a curated record. The transcript has a single exon. Lineage: Eukaryota; Fungi; Ascomycota; Sordariomycetes; Glomerellales; Glomerellaceae.
AUGCCAGAGUCCAAGGUGAUCCCGCCUGCGACCUCGGCCGUCGCCAAGCCGACGGCCACCUUCACGGGCGACGUCUACAUGGAGCUCAUCAACCGCGACGACCACGCCGCCAUCGCCAACGUCACCUUCACCCCGUGCGCCCGAACCCACUGGCACACGCACGCCGGCGGCCAGAUGAUCCGCGUGCUGUCCGGCACCGGAUGGGUCUGCGACAGGGGCGGCGAGGCCCGCCGGAUCAGGGCCGGCGACACGGUCUGGGCGGCCCCGGGCACGACGCACUGGCACGGCGCCGACGACGGGAGCAUCAUGACGCACUUUGUCGUCGGCAUCGGGGAGACUACGUGGCACGAGGCCGUCACGGAGGACGAGUACAAGAAGCGGACGACGGAGUAG